Drosophila grimshawi is the source of this 3560-nucleotide messenger RNA. It is a transcript of the gene wts, whose product is annotated as serine/threonine-protein kinase Warts. Gene Ontology annotation, molecular function: ATP binding; protein serine/threonine kinase activity. Bases 107 to 3520 code for a protein of 1137 amino acids. Lineage: Eukaryota; Metazoa; Arthropoda; Insecta; Diptera; Drosophilidae. The transcript has 10 exons. The record is from RefSeq and is a predicted model, not a curated record. Gene Ontology annotation, biological process: regulation of organ growth; peptidyl-serine phosphorylation; hippo signaling.
UUACGUCGUCGUGUAUUCGUGUGUGUGUGUGUGCGUGCGUGUGUGUAGUGUGAUAUGAGUGCUAAAUAUCACAAGGAGAAGAAGAAGCAGCAGCAGCAGCAUAAAAAUGCAUCCAGCGGGCGAAAAAAGGGGUCGCCCCAAUGAUAAAUACACAGCGAAAGCACUCGAGAGCAUUAAACAGGAUCUAACACGAUUCGAAGUACAAAAUAAUCAUAAAAAUAAUCAGAAUUACACACUGCGAUAUACGGCCGCCAAUGGACGGAACGACGGCACCGAUUACCACCAUGCCAAGCAGCUGCCCCUGGAAUCAUCGCCGCUGGCCUCAGCCUCAUCCCCCUCGCCGGAUGUGGCCACUGCUAAUGCUGUUGUGCCCCAGCUGGUUGCAGCUCAACAGCAGCAGCAGGGGCAGCUGCAACAGCAGGGUCAGGUGCAGGUGCAGGUGCAGCAGGGAGUUGCCAAUGCCGUUGCCAAUGGUCAUGUGCCAAAGAUGAUCAAUGCGCUGAUGCCGCCCAAAUUGAUACGCAAACCAAGCAUCGAGCGGGAGACGCCAACGCACUAUUUACGCUGCAGUCCCGCCUUGGAUUCCGGCGCUGGCAGUUCCCGUUCGGACAGUCCACAUUCGCACAGCCAUCAGCCGAUGAGUGGCAGGACGAGCACUGGCCAAUAUUCACCGUCGCCGAGCAGUUUUAGUGAUGCAACGCCGCCGGCGCCACCGCCACGCAAUCCACAGCUGGGCAGCUCGGCGACGCCACCGCCACCGCCGCCCACCAAUCAGUCGAUAUUCAAGCGACGCUCACCGGCCCUGAAUCGCCCAGCGGCAAUUGCGCCCAGCUGCACCUCGCCGAGCAUAGCACAAAAUGGCAACAACAACCAGCAGCAGCAGCUCAGCCAGCAGCUAAAGGCGCUCAGCAUGUAUCCGAGUGGUGCAGUGAGCGGUGCUGCUGUUGAGCCACCGCCACCCUAUCUCAUCAAUACGGUGGUGGUGAGUGCAACAGGAGGAGGAGCAGCUGCAGCACCACCACCACCACCGCCCAGCUACACGGCCUCAAUGCAAUCCCGUCAAUCGCCGACGCAAUCGCAGCAAUCCGAUUACCGCAAGUCACCCAGCAGUGGCAUCUAUUCGGCCAACUCGGCCGGGUCACCCAGUCCCAUUACGGUUAGUAGCAGUGGCACAGGCGUGGGCGUGGCCAGGCCUCAGCCACGCGUCUAUCAGACACGCACCCAGCCACCCAUCAUUAUGCAGAGCGUCAAGUCCACCCAGGUGCAGAAGCCCGUACUUCAAACAGCUGUUGCGCCCCAAUCGCCCGUGAGUGCUUCGGCGAGUAAUUCGCCGGUGCAUGUGCUGGCUGCACCGCCAUCCUAUCCACAGAAGUCGGCGGCGGUGGUGCAGCAGCAACAGCAAGCGGCGGCAGCAGCCCAGCAACAUGUGCCAGUUGUUGUCAUUGCGGGAGCGGUGAAGCCACCGACGCCAACAACGCCGCCGCUGCUCAAUGGUGGUGCUGGCAGUGGUGUUGGCAAAGUGGUUGGUUGCAUGGAGCCACCGUCGUAUGCGAAGAGCAUGCAGGCCAAGGCGGCAACAACAACGCCACAGCCACAACAGCUACAGCAGCAACAGCAGCAACAGCAGCAGCAGCAGCAACAACAGCAGCAGCAACAGUUGCAGCAGCAGCAGCAGCAGUUGCAGCAGCAACAAUUGCGAGCGCUGCAAGCACAGCAGCAACAGCAACAAUUGCAACAUCAGCAACAACAGCAACAACUCCACAAUGGGAAUGCGAAUCGGCAGCUGCCACCGCCGCCGCCGUAUCAGAGUGCCAACAAUAACAACAACAACAGCAACCUGCAAUCUGAACUCAAACAACAACCCGCAAGCAUCAACAACAACAUACAAAUCAGCAACAGCAAUUUGGCGACAACGCCACCAAUUCCACCAGCCAAAUACAGCGGAAUUGGCAUGGGCGGUGGCAACAGUUCAAGUGGCAGCAAUGGUUCAACGACAAAUGCAACAGCUGCUGCUGCUGCUGCUGCUGCUGCUGCCGCAGCUGUUGUCGCUUGCAAAAAGAUCAAACACGCCUCGCCCAUACCGGAGCGCAAGAAGAUAUCCAAGGAGAAGGAGGAGGAGCGCAAAGAGUUUCGAAUACGACAAUAUUCACCGCAAGCCUUCAAGUUCUUUAUGGAGCAGCACAUUGAGAACGUUAUCAAAUCCUAUCGUCAGCGCACCUUCCGCAAGAAUCAGCUCGAAAAGGAGAUGUUGAAAGUGGGUCUCUCGGAUGAGACACAAAUCGAGAUGCGUAAAAUGCUCAACCAGAAGGAGUCCAAUUAUAUUCGGCUCAAGCGCGCCAAAAUGGACAAGAGCAUGUUUGUCAAAAUCAAACCGAUCGGUGUUGGUGCCUUUGGUGAGGUGACCCUGGUCCGCAAAAUAGACACCUCGAAUCAUUUGUAUGCGAUGAAGACGCUCCGCAAGGCAGACGUCCUCAAGCGCAAUCAGGUGGCUCAUGUGAAAGCCGAACGUGAUAUUCUGGCCGAGGCCGACAACAAUUGGGUUGUCAAGCUCUACUAUAGUUUUCAGGAUAAGGAUAAUUUAUAUUUCGUCAUGGACUACAUACCAGGCGGCGAUCUGAUGUCGCUGCUGAUCAAGCUGGGCAUCUUUGAGGAACCGCUCGCCCGCUUCUACAUUGCGGAGGUCACCUGCGCCGUCGACAGUGUCCACAAAAUGGGCUUCAUUCACAGGGACAUCAAGCCUGACAACAUACUCAUUGACCGGGACGGACACAUAAAGCUGACCGAUUUUGGAUUAUGCACCGGCUUCAGAUGGACGCACAACUCCAAAUACUAUCAAGAGAAUGGCAAUCACUCGAGGCAGGACUCCAUGGAGCCGUGGGAGGAUAAUUCGGAGAAUGGUCCAAAGCCCACAGUGCUGGAAAGGCGUCGCAUGCGGGAUCAUCAAAGAGUGCUGGCGCAUUCGCUGGUCGGCACACCCAACUAUAUAGCGCCCGAGGUGCUCGAGAGGAGCGGAUAUACGCAGUUGUGCGAUUACUGGAGCGUUGGCGUCAUUCUCUACGAGAUGCUGGUGGGUCAGCCCCCAUUCCUGGCCAACAGUCCCAUGGAGACACAGCAAAAGGUCAUAAACUGGGAGAAGACGUUGCAUAUACCGCCGCAGGCGCAGCUGUCCAUGGAGGCAAUGGAUCUCAUCCGACGGCUGUGCGCCUCUGCCGACAAGCGGCUGGGGAAGAGUGUCGAUGAGGUCAAGGGUCAUGAGUUCUUCAAGGGCAUCGAUUUUGCGGAUAUGCGCAAACAGAAGGCGCCAUAUAUACCGGAAAUUAAGCAUCCAACGGACACAUCCAAUUUUGAUCCGGUGGAUCCGGAUAAGUUGCGCUCGAACGACUCGAAUUUGAGCAGCGGCGAUGAUAUCGAUCUCAAUGAUCGGCAAUUCCAUGGAUUUUUCGAAUUUACCUUUAGACGAUUCUUCGAUGACAGACAACAGCCGGACAUGACCGAUGAUCAGGCGCCGGUCUAUGUAUGAGCUGACAAAAUACCACACACAUAUAUAUAUAUACAUAUAU